Verruconis gallopava is the source of this 3806-nucleotide messenger RNA. RefSeq lists its product as uncharacterized. Bases 244 to 3678 code for a protein of 1144 amino acids. The transcript has a single exon. Gene Ontology annotation, cellular component: spindle pole. Lineage: Eukaryota; Fungi; Ascomycota; Dothideomycetes; Venturiales; Sympoventuriaceae. Gene Ontology annotation, molecular function: protein binding. The record is from RefSeq and is a predicted model, not a curated record. Gene Ontology annotation, biological process: spindle organization; establishment of meiotic spindle localization; mitotic cell cycle.
CUCGUCGUUACGUUCUUCAAUUGCAUGGCAUCAAUCGCACCAGAUUUUUAAUCAUUUUAAUGUCAAAAAUCCGGUGACGUCUCGCGUCGUCUCAAAUUUGCACUCAACGUUCCUAAAGUAUUUAUCCGGCACUCGCCUCGGAUUCUUUUUGUACAGCAAGCGCGACCGCGAUUGAUUCGCAACCCGCACGUUGCCCGAGAACGAAGCGGAAGGCACGACACCACUGAAUCAGAGGAAGCGACGAUGCAUCGCUUUGCAGAAGGAACCCCGUGUCCGCCGACGACGGCAGGUGCGAUGGACUACCGGCAUGCCGCUGGCGCAUAUUACCCGGCGUAUUAUCAGCAUCACUACCAUCAGUUUGUCCCGCCUGCAUUCCCAGCAUCGUAUCAACAAGCCCACAUUCCCAAUCCUUACAGCGCAGCGUACAGCGCUGCUCCGUCCGCGUUGCGGCCACCGCCUCACUCGUCUUCCAUCUUCGCGCACACCAUCUUCGAGGACGACGACACAGAAAAUAUCCAGUACACUACCGAGCUGAAUCAGCACAUCCGCAAGGCCAAACCAAGAAAGCGGGUGAGUCUCAUGCCCAGCAAAAGUGACAGCGGGAAGAGCAUCGCAAUUCACGAGGAUGCCACGAGAACGCUACCACCUGUCGGUGAGAUGGGACAAGAAGCGUUUGCCUCUGAAACAUCUGCGCUGGGAAAGUCGGCUCGAGGGAGGCAGAGCGUGACUGCGCAGCCACCAAGGAGAAGGAGAGUUAGCGCCAUCCUUGCCGACAGACUGGGAAACAGCACGGGCACUGGCGAGGAUGCAGACGGAGAGACAGAACGACAACGUCAGAGCAUGCUGAAGAAGGAGGCACGCAGGCGAACCAUCUACAUUCCAGAUGAUACCACAGUCAUGACUAUCCACCCGGGUGCGGCUCCUACCGCGCGACCGCCGAAGGAUGAUACCGUGCGUGGGCUGAGACGGGAGCAGAGUCCUGAUUACGGACUCGAUCUCGUCACGCUGUCGGAAGGCCCGGAAUCGCCGCAUCCUGUGCUUAAGAACAGUGAGAACGGAAUGUUGAAAAAACAUGCACGUAAAUCGCUUGCCGUUCCACCGAAGCGUGCACCACUUGGUGCGUCGAAGCGGCCAGUACAGACCGUCAGCUUUGCCGAAGAUAUGAUGGGAGCACCGACCGGAAAGGAGAACCUUGCGCCCGGUGGAAAGGCGAUCGUGAAGCCUCUAGAUGACAUGGCAAAGGCCCGCCUUUCUAUCGCGGGACUUAGAGAUGCCACUCCAGAGAGAGGCGUAAAUGCGAAGCUGAAAGCCAGCCUCGCCCAGGUUCUGAGUCCGGCGAAGAGAAAGGGCACAGACAGCAUUCUUGAUUUCAGCCCUAAGCCGACAAAAGUUAAGACCUCGAAAGCAGCGGAAAGAGCUGAAAGGGUGGUGGGACAAACGCUGAGGCAGUCCCACGCCGUCCGGUUUGCAUCGUCUGCUGCUGAGCCGGACUCGCCGGACUCGCCAGUCGCCCGUAGACCAAAGAUCAGGGGCCAAGAACGAUUGCGUCAGUCCGUGGCCUCGUGCAAGCAUGACACCUUGGCAGGCGUCGCGCCAGCAACGCAAUAUCAAGUACUGAGCGAGGAUCUAGCCCAUCCGUCACUGUAUGAGGAUCACUGGCUCACGCAUCAGGAGAUCUCGCUCACGCAGCUCCUCAAUGACAUUUUCACCCCUCAUGCUCUGUACAAGGAGGACGCGCCAGAUACGAAGUCGAUGCGCAAGGAUCUUUUGAACGUGUACCACGAUCCUUCUAUCCCGCUUCUUCACAAACGGUUGCAGGCAAGUCUUUUAUAUGGGGCGCUGAGCAUUCCCAAGGAUGUCCUCGCCAAAGCCGCGAGGUUGAGAGACGAUGUUGGAUUGAAAAGGAAGUUUCUCGACCUCUUUGUAGAAAGCUACGAGCUUGGAGCUCUAAAAGUAGCGUUGGAGGUUAUCGUUGGUCGUGAGGUUACCCAACCUCGCCUUUCCGGAAGCGGAAAGGUUGCAGUACAGCAUGUUCGCUCGGGGUCAACAUCAUCUGUCGAAACCACCAGAGAUCGCUCAUCUACGGGAUCAAUUGCAUCCGAUGGUGGAGAGAAAAAGAUGAAGGCACAGCGAAGAGCUCUUGAAAAGUUUAUGGACACAUUUCUGAUCAAACACGAGGAUGCGGUGCGACCGAAGGGAACCAUCGCUAGCAUUGCGAAAUCAGCGCAACACAAGACAGAUGACUUUGGCUCACCUGCUUGGUCCUGGAGACGCACAGUGCUAAAAAGUUUGAUGCUAAUCUUGCUUCUUGACAAGGCCAAGUCAUCCAAUGUUCUUCACGGUAGUCUUUUCCAGGCGUCAUCCAAACACAAAUCUUCGACGGCUGUUCUUACCGCACUAAGUGCUCUCCUCCUACCUUCAUUGGGAGACAUAAUACGACCGCUGAGCCAUUUAAACUAUACUGUAAAGACCGUGCAGUAUCCACUUGAGGAGUAUUCCUAUCACAUCAGCAACCUGGCCACAGACCUCCGCGAUGGCGUCAAGCUCACUCGGCUAGUCGAACUCAUGCUCUUCGACAAGCACAUCAUGGCUGCCUCAUCUGAAGCUAGCCACAACUUCCCAGACAACACGAUGACGCUUUCUUUACCUUCAGGUGACAUGCUGACAAGCCAAUGGAUUAAAGACCCCGCGGCCGAGUGGAUUUUGUCUCAGCAUCUCAAAUUCCCUUGCAUCGGUCGUCCGCAAAAAAUUUAUAACGUCCAGAUUGCACUCUCAGCGUUGAGUAGUCUCGGCGGAGCGGCAGCAAAAGCAGCUGAAGGUAUCUCAGCGGAUGAUAUUGUGGAUGGCCAUCGUGAACGUACUCUUAGCUUGUUGUGGGCUGUUGUAGGAUACUGUGGCUUAGGUAUCCUGGUUGACUGGAGAGAACUCAAGAGAGAAGUAAGGCACUUCCGAUACUUGGGGAUCAAAGCAAAGCUGGGCGAGAUCGCAGACGGCCUUGGCAUGGAGCACCCGAAGGAUGCUGGGGAGAUAUCAGAAUUUACGCCCAGUUUGGCACGCUGCACAAAGCUUCUACUAGCGUGGGCACAGAGUAUCGCGUCGCUCAAGGGACUUGAAGUCACCAAUCUGACAACGAGUUUUGCGGAUCCACGAGUCUUGAGCGCGGUUGUGGAUGCAUAUCUGCCGUACUUUCCUACGGCAAACGGGUGCUUUUCCUCUGCAUCUACAAACAGCUUAGCAGCGAAACUUAAGGCCAUCGGUUGCAGUGCUGCGUUUACAGAGCUGUACAGUGCAGCUUCGAGCAGCAUUCCUUCGAAAUCUUUCACUGUUUCUACACUCACCUUCCUGGCCUCUCGCUUGCUACCACUGUCGCGCACUCACCGAGCUGCGACUACCCUCCAGCGUGCAUUCAGACAAUAUCGUGCAAGAAGAGACAUUGCCCGUCGUGUGGCUCUAGCACGACUAGCACAUCAUUGCGCUGUUGUGGUGCAGACCAGGGAAAGAGUUGUCGGUGCAGCCAUUGUGCUGCAGAGGGCGUGGAGGAAAGUGUUGAGUAAUCGGAUCGAGAGAUUGCUAGGAGAUAUUAUUAAUGUUCAGGCAGUUGCUCGGGGCUGGAUUGCCAGGCAGAAAAUCAAAGGUGGUGGCAAGAUUAAGUCGAGGAGAGUGAUUGGAGGUUGGUGAUCUGCUGGGAGCUGAAUUUCGUCUCUUCUUGCUCUCUCUCCAAGGGACAUUGUGGCGUUGAGAAUGCUGUCCAUUUCUUCGUAGUUGUAAUGUGUUAAUGCAGAAACGGCCUUACUAUUCUUCACGCA